Molecule: messenger RNA, 2281 nt
Organism: Cicer arietinum (chickpea)
Lineage: Eukaryota; Viridiplantae; Streptophyta; Magnoliopsida; Fabales; Fabaceae
Product: cationic amino acid transporter 2, vacuolar-like
Biological process (GO): amino acid transport; transmembrane transport
Cellular component (GO): membrane
Molecular function (GO): amino acid transmembrane transporter activity
Source: RefSeq, a predicted model, not a curated record
AGAAUAAUAAUUUUUUCUCUCUCACUCCAAUCUGCAUCAUCUAUUUGUCUCUCUAUUAUUCACUUCACUCUCAACUCUCAACCAUUUCUUGUUGAGUAAGAAAAGAAAAAUAUUUUUUUUUUGUGAUGAGGUUUCGUAAAAAUGGAGGAGAAGGUUCAUCAUCAUGUUCGUGGAGGUUUUUAACUAGAAAAAAAAAAUUUGAUUCUGAUGUUAACAACAAUUCUCAUAAUGGACAACUUGCUAAGGAGUUAAGUAUUCCUGAUCUCAUGGCAAUUGGGGUAGGUGCAACAAUUGGUGCAGGUGUGUAUGUUUUGGUUGGAACAGUUGCAAGGGAACAUGCUGGACCUGCUUUGCCACUCUCAUUUAUGGUGGCUGGAAUAGCAGCUACUCUUUCAGCUCUUUGUUAUGCUGAAUUGGCUAGUAAAUGUCCUUCUGCUGGAAGUGCUUAUCACUAUGCAUACGUUUGUGUUGGUGAAGGGGUUGCUUGGUUGAUUGGUUGGUCCUUAAUGCUUGAAUAUGGGGUUAGUGGAGCUGUUGUUGCUCGUGGCAUUACCCCCAAUUUGGCUGCACUUAUUGGAGGUGUGAACAAUAUUCCAGGAUUUUUAUCCUAUCAACAUAUUCCAUGGAUUGAUGUUGAUGUAGAUCCACUUGCAGCAAUUGUGGUAUUACUUGUUACUUGGGUUCUCUGUACUGGGAUCAAAGAGAGUACAAGGAUACAAAGCAUAGUCACAUCAGUGAAUAUAUGUGCUUUGAUGUUUGUCAUAGUAGCUGGUGGUUACUUAGGAUUCAAAACUGGUUGGAUUGGAUAUCAACUACCUACAGGGUAUUUUCCUUUUGGGGUAGAUGGAACUGUUGCUGGUUCUGCAACAGCAUUUUUGGCAUACAUAGGUUUUGAUGCAGUUGCCUGCACUGCUGAAGAGGUGAAAAAUCCUCAAAGAGAUUUGCCACUAGGAAUUGGUGCUUCAUUGUCUCUAUGUUGUGGAUUGUAUAUGUUGGUCUCCAUUGUUAUUGUUGGUUUAGUACCUUACUAUGAUAUCAAUCCUGACACUCCUUUAUCAUCUGCAUUUGCUGACAAUGGAAUGCAAUGGGCCGCAUACAUUAUAAAUGCUGGUGCUUUUACAGCACUAUGCUCAUCAUUGCUAGGUGGAAUGUUGCCUCAGCCAAGAGUUUUGAUGACUAUGGCAAGGGAUGGACUUCUGCCACCAUUUUUUUCUGACAUAAAUGAGCACAGCCAGGUUCCUGUAAAGAGUACCAUAUUCACUGGCCUUGUUGCUGCAGUCAUGGCAUUUUUCAUGGAUGUCUCUCAACUAGCUGGGAUGGUUAGUGUAGGUGCCCUUCUUGCAUUCACCACAGCAGCAAUAUCUGUGUUGAUACUAACAUAUAUUCCACCAAAUGAAGUUCCAUUGCCACCUUCUAUUGAUUCAGAGUCAAUGGAUGAGUAUGCUUGGAGCCAUUUGGAGACAAAUGAAAUAGAUGCAAACAAGAAACCCUUAGUUGUUAAAGAGGAUGUGUCAAUUUAUCAUCCCCUUAUUUCUAAACAUCUUGCAAUAGGCAACUAUGUACAUGAUGGUAAUAAGAGAAAAAUUGUUGGCUUUGUAAUAGCGUUCAUAUGCUUAGGUGUAUUUAUCCUCACAUUUGCAGCUUCUUCUACAUUUUUUACAAGUUCAAUUCGAUUUACAUUAUGUGGAGUUGGUGGUGCUCUUCUUUUGUCUGGAUUUGUCUUCCUAAAAUGUACAGAUAAGGAUGAUGCAAGACACAACUUUGGACACUCUGGAGGUUUCACAUGUCCAUUGGUGCCUCUGCUGCCUAUAACUUCCAUUCUUAUCAAUUCAUAUUUACUUAUUAAUCUUGGGGGUGCUACUUGGUUGAGAGUUUCUGUAUGGCUAGCAAUAGGAGUUAUUGUUUAUGUAUUCUAUGGUCGAACCCAUAGCUCUCUAAGAGAUGCACUUAAUGUGAAGGCUACUCAUGAAGUUGAUGAUACGAGUUGCACCCCCACAAGCUUUCUUGCUUAAUUUCAAUAUACAUAUCUUACAUUAAGCCAAAUAUUACUUCUUUUUGUUUGUAUCCCAAGCCAAAUAAAACCUUGCCUCUUCAUUAGUGGUCUAUGAAAUUAUUGUAGAGGAAAUGCAAAAAAUUAAUGGUUUCUAGGUCAUAGUCACACUUUUUCUUUAGAUAGGAGAAGAAAUUGACCAAGUGAAUAAUGUAUUUUGUAAGGAAGAAUACAAAUUUUUUAUUGUUGAUUGAAUAAUCAACAGUUAAAAGUUGUUUAAAAAUAUAUACA